AUGCCUCUCACGCUUUACGCCAACCUCGUCAGUCAACCGUCGCGUUCCGUGGCGUGGGUGCUCAAGGUGAAGGGAGUGGACUAUGACCUCGUGACGGUGAACCCGGGCACGGACUUUAUCAAGUCGGACGAGUUUCACGCCAUGAACCCCAACGGUCUGGUGCCAGUCAUCAAAGACGACGACUUUGUGCUUUCGGAAGGCAUGGCCAUCCUGCAGUACUUGUGUGACAAGUACGACUGGACUGGCCCAGACGACUUGUACCCGAAGGAGCUCAAGGUGCGCGCGAAGAUCAAUGAGUUCUUGCACUGGCACCACACCAACACGCGGCUCUUCACGAUCAACUUGCUGCGUCCCGAGUUCGCCAAGAAGCUCAAGACCGCUUCGCCCGAAGAUUUGGCUGCACUCGAGAAGAAAGACGCGCUCAUUGAGAAGGUGUUUGGCCUGCUCGAGAAGCUCUUGGUCAAGGAGUACGUCGCGCAGACUGACUUCCCGACCAUCGCCGACUACACGGCGUACUGCGAGAUCGACCAGCUCGAGGUGAUGGGCUACGACUUGUCGAAGUAUCCGAAGGUGUGUGCGUGGACGGCUCGCAUGCGGUCGCAGCCGUUUGAUGACGAAAUUCACGAGGCGCUCAGGGGUUUCAUCAAGCAGUUUGACCUCACCGCGUAG
This is a messenger RNA of Hyaloperonospora brassicae, 669 nucleotides long. Lineage: Eukaryota; Oomycota; Peronosporomycetes; Peronosporales; Peronosporaceae. The record is from the annotation of a GenBank genome assembly.